Molecule: messenger RNA, 498 nt
Organism: Malassezia pachydermatis
Lineage: Eukaryota; Fungi; Basidiomycota; Malasseziomycetes; Malasseziales; Malasseziaceae
Exons: 3
Coding region: 1-498 (165 amino acids)
Cellular component (GO): cytoplasm
Molecular function (GO): protein phosphatase inhibitor activity
Source: RefSeq, a predicted model, not a curated record
AUGAAUCCACAUCAGCAAAACAAGGUGGAUAUCUCACAGUCGCUUAGUGAACAGGAGCAAAAACUGUUCCGUCUCUAUGGCAAACUGCCAAAUAAGAAGGAUCUUCUGGCUAACAAGCUGAAGGAACGGAAAUAUUUCGAUUCCGGCGACUACGCUCUCUCAAAGGCAGGACGUGCCCCGAAACAGUCAGUCGGCACAACCAUCCCCAACCCUGAAAUGGUGCCUCAUGCAGCCGCCAACACCGGCGGUGUAAGUCCCGUCCAAAUUCCCAAUGCCAAUGGCAACCAGUCACUGGGUGUAAACAUUCCAGGUGCUACGCCCACAAGUCCAUCUCAGACUGGCCGGUCAUCGUUCGUUGGCUCCUUUAGUGAAACUGGCUCACGAUCCUCGUUCCCUAUGGCUACAGGCGUGUUAGCUAGCAGCCCAGGCCGGGAUACCACUAGCUCACUAAGCCGUGAGCAAGUGCCAGAUCUUUCUUCGUCACACAUGGAAGAAUAA